CAUUUCUCUUCAGGUAAUCUUCUGUUGGGGAAGUGUAUGCACUGAAUUGCCCAGAAGUAAAUAUUCAUGUGUCUCAAAACCGUUGUUUAACAGGUCACUUUCAAAGUGAAAGUUCAAUACAGCAUAACCUAAACUAUUUAAAAUAAUCGACGAAUUUAUUACGGCGGGACUAAUAAAAAACGUACAGAAGAAGAACGGUUGGGCAGCGCGUGACGUGUCGUCAAGUGUCGUUUGAAUGUCGGCCAAGCAACACGAGAGGAGGCAUGUCACCUGAAUAUUGUUUAUCUGAGAGUGAUGAUGGUUAAACACGAGAUGAAGAAUGUCGUAUACAUAACGGAUGGACAGCGCGAGGACCUAAAUGUCGUCUGAGUGACACUGAAAUGUCGUACGCUUAGAGAUAGCUGACUAUCUAGUCAACAAGCUAACGUUAGUAGCUUAGCCGUCAGAGUCGACGGUGUUAUUGUUGACGACUCUUGUUGUUUAAAAUGCUCGGGGAAAAAACAACAUGUCGUGAUAAUAUAACGAAUUCGUUAGUAUAUUCCUUAUUUUUGGGCAGAUUGGUCUAUUGAGCUACAUAUUCAUCGAUGUGUUGUCUGUUUUUAGUGUUGACAUUUUGCCGUCCCUAGUAUAACACGUGAUUUGGGGACAUUACAUGUGUGAUUAUAUCUUGUAAAAAUGUUAGAACACUUUGUUUAUGAAAACUCUCGACCAGACUAUCUGAGAUUAGGAUUUUGCCUCAUCUAUGUUAAAACUCAAUUAGGGCUGGGUUAUUAGUUAACAAGUUGAGCACCUCACCGUCUUCAUUCCAGCGAUUGCUGGGGUGUUGUUUUUAUUUAACAAGUUAACUAAACCUGUUUGUGAGGUUACAUUUCUGCUCCAAUCAGGAGCUGCAGUCUGUGAAUACAUAGGAUACUUUCCUGCCUCUGAUCUUUACCUUUUAUUAAAAUGAAAAACUGUGAGUAUCAACAAAUUGAUCCCCGAGCACUGAGAGCAUCCUCCACCUUGUCAUGUGGGAGGAAAAACUCCCAACGCCUCAGGAGGAAAUGGGAGGUUUUCCCUGGUAACAAUCGCUUCUACUGUGAUGGACGUAUUAUGUUGGCCAGCCAAUGCGGUGUGCUCCCACUGACCAUCGGCCUUAUUUUCAUCACCAGCGGUUUAUUUUUGACAUUUGAUUGCCCCUUUCUGGUUGAGCACCUCACCGUCUUCAUUCCAGUGAUUGCUGGGGUGUUGUUUUUAUUUGUGGUCAUCAGUCUCCUCCAGACCAGUUUAACAGACCCAGGGAUUUUACCAAGGGCUUUACCAGAUGAGGCUGCAGACAUUGAGAGGCAAAUUGAUAAUUCUGGAUCCUCAACCUACCGUCCACCUCCUCGCACGAAAGAGAUCCUUAUAAAUGACCAGGUGGUCAAACUCAAGUACUGUUUCACCUGCAAGAUGUUCCGUCCACCCCGGACAUCCCACUGCAGCCUGUGUGACAAUUGUGUGGAGCGGUUUGACCACCACUGUCCUUGGGUGGGGAACUGUGUUGGGAAACGCAACUAUCGUUUAUUUUACACCUUCAUAGUGUCACUGUCCUUUCUGACCUCCUUCAUCUUUGGCUGUGUGAUCACUCACCUCACGUUACGAUCACAAGGUGGGAAGGGGAUCAUCCAGGCAAUACAGGAGAGCCCAGCCAGUGUUGUUGAGCUGGUCAUUUGCUUCUUCUCCAUUUGGUCCAUUCUGGGUCUGUCAGGUUUCCAUACUUACUUGGUGGCCUCCAACCUCACAACCAAUGAAGAUAUCAAAGGUUCUUGGUCCAGUAAGAGAGGGGAAGAGUCAGGAAAUCCUUACAGCUAUAACAACAUUUUUACAAACUGCUGUGUAGUGCUUUGUGGGCCGAUGCCACCCAGCUUGAUUGAUAGAAGAGGCUUUUUGCCUCCUGAUGACACACCUCAAGCAGUCACCUCUGAAGCUGAACGCCCUCCUUUCAUAGCCAAGAAUGACACAAACAUGUGCACACGGGGCACUAAGGAGUUUUUGGAAACAGUGGCACACUCCUCUGUGAUCCAGAGCACCUGUGCUCCAGGCACACUCAAAACCACCCCACUGACCCAAGAGAACCUACUCAGCACCAUUUCCAUCACUGUCUCUCCCCCCAGCAGGCCUCCAUAUACCAGCUGCUCAGGCCGCCAAGCCCGACGCCCCAUGGAUAUGCCCUGUCCCCAGAGAGGGAGCAAACGGGCUGCUCUCCACACCCAUAAACCCAUGUUGCAUCUACCCACCCCCCCUUACUCCCUAAGUCACAGUCCGCUCAUUCUUAGUGACGCUCCCAACACGGGCUUCAUCCCACUGCACUGAGCACAGUGUCACUGCCACCAGCGGCCUUGCGCAAAAUUCUCUUCCCUGUCACUCACCACUCUGAAAACAGCAUUAUACUGUUUUAAGGAACUGUGAUAAAUUAAACUCAGGAUCCUCUCAGGAAGUAGGCAUUUUUCAACAGAUGAGAAUACACCUGCUUUGAACAUAAGACUGCAACAGUUGGUAUUUUUUUGCAUAGCAGUCGGGUUUCAAGAUUUUCUUUCCGUAUGCAUCAGCCUACAGAAUCUUUCCAGAAGAUGGCUUUGUUUUCAGUCCUUUUGCACAAAAAUGAACCUUGAGUCAUUUUCAGCCUUUUUGCAUCUGCUUAGACCUAAUGCAAUAAUUACAUAAUUUAAAAGGUCACUUUGGUCUAAGAAAGCCUUACUUUAGAGUCACAAGGCAUGGUGUACUUUUGUUCAUUUUUGUGGUGUUAAAGACCUGUUGUAAUUAAACAAUUUGUCAAAAGUGUUUGCACCAACAGGCAAGUAGAUAGAAUGGCAAUUUACAAAGGAGUUGUAGAACACGCCGGAUCAGAGUGCUAAAGGGAUAGUUCAUCCAAAAAUGAUAAUUUUCUAAUUUACUCACCCUUAUACCAUCUCAAACUCGUAUUACUUUUUCUUUUGUGGAGCAUAAGCAAAGAUAUUUUGAUGGAUAUAUGAUGUCUGUUUGUCCAUACAGUGGGGUCCAAAACUUUUAUUAAAAUUAUAUAAAGGCAGCAUAAAAGUAAUCCAUACGAAUAGAGUUGUAUAAUACAUGUCUUCUUGAAGCAUUACGAUCAGUUUUGGGUGAGAAACAGACCAAAAUGUAAUGCCCUUUUCACGAUAAAUUUUGACAUCUGCAGUCUCCUAGGCGUGAUCAUGUUUUUGAAGCUCAAUUACUCUUGAGCUUCAAAUGUUUGAAAUGUUAAGCUUUUGGACCUUAUUGACUUGCAUUGUAUGGACAAACAGACAUCUAAAAAAAAUAAUAAUUGUUUUCUGCAGAAGAAAGUCUUACGAGUUUGUGGGAUGAGUACGGUAAAGUAUGAGAUCAUUUUCAUUACUGGUUGAACUAAUCCUUUAAUAAGUAAUGUAUAUUAUACUGUUUGUCAGGAGUAAUUACCUGUACUCACUAAGGCUUUCAUUGAAUUAACAUAUUUCUGUUUGUUGUGUGUCCUUUUAGUAUUUUUAUUUGUGGAUCAAAAGAUGUUAGUAUUCAUGAUUGUUAUUAAGGUGUUUUUUUCUAAGCUUGAGAGAAGAGCUAUUGUAACUGAAACCUUUUUGCCUUGAGAUUGAUGGUGAAUCAAUUACAUACAAAUUAUUAGAAUUAUUUAAUUGUUAUUAAAUGAGGGCCUGGCUCUAAUAAUGUUGACAGUAGAAGUUUCAGAGAUGUCAUGCACAUUUAUCUGAGAAGUAGACCUUAUAAAAGUUUAUCACUGCCAGUGUUGGAAGUAAAAUAAUGCAUAACUUGUUUUUUUUUGUCAUUUUUGCACCAUAAGACUGUUUAAAUUGGUGUCCAUAAAAAAGUGAAAGUCCAUAAAAUAAUAAACAAAUGGGCUUUUCUA
This is a messenger RNA of Myxocyprinus asiaticus (Chinese sucker), 3874 nucleotides long. RefSeq names its product zinc finger DHHC-type palmitoyltransferase 18a (gene zdhhc18a). Bases 946 to 2334 code for a protein of 462 amino acids. NCBI's taxonomy places the organism in Eukaryota, Metazoa, Chordata, Actinopteri, Cypriniformes, Catostomidae. The record is from RefSeq and is a predicted model, not a curated record. Gene Ontology annotation, biological process: protein targeting to membrane; peptidyl-L-cysteine S-palmitoylation. Gene Ontology annotation, molecular function: protein-cysteine S-palmitoyltransferase activity. The transcript has 9 exons. Gene Ontology annotation, cellular component: Golgi apparatus; endoplasmic reticulum.